Pipistrellus nathusii (Nathusius's pipistrelle) is the source of this 1023-nucleotide messenger RNA. The record is from the annotation of a GenBank genome assembly. Lineage: Eukaryota; Metazoa; Chordata; Mammalia; Chiroptera; Vespertilionidae.
AUGGAGUCCAUGAAGAAGCUUCAGACGGUCCUGGACCUGUACCUCAAGCACCGCGACGCGCUGGGCUACGGCCUGGUCACGCUGCUGACCGUGGGCGGGGAGCGCAUCUUCUCCACCGUCGUGUUCCAGUGCCCCUGCAGCGACACCUGGAACCUGCCCUACGGGCUGGUGUUCCUGCUGGUGCCGGCGCUGGCGCUCUUCCUCCUGGGCUACGUGCUGAGCGCCCGCACCUGGCGCCUGCUCACCGGCUGCUGCAAGGACGCCCGCCCGGGCUGCACCGACUACUGCACCGGCUGCUGCGGCUGCUGCACCAGCUGCUGCGGCUGCACGGGCUGCACCGGCUGCUGCUGCGCGGGGCCGCGCAGGGCGCAGGUGUGCGCGCAGCUGACCUGGGGGGCCGCCCUGGCGCCGCUCACCUGGGUGGCCGUGGCGCUGCUCAGCGGCUCCUUCUACGAGUGCGCGGCCAGCGGGAACCGCAUGCUGGCGCGGCGCCUGUGCAAUGACACCCUGUGCGUGAAGGAGCUGCCGCUGGUUCCCUGCCACAAGGCGAAGGAUGAGGCCGUGCAGGCCCUCCUGAUGAACCUCAAGGCCCAGUCGCAGAUCCUGGGCUGGAUCCUGAUAGCCACUGUGAUUGUCGUCGUUCUGAUUGUUGUGUCUGUCACCCGAUGUGCAUCUCCAGUUAGUUUUCUGCAGCUGAGCUUUUGGAAAAUCUAUGUGGAACAGGAGCAGAAGAUCCUCAAAAGUCAAGCCACAGAACAUGCAACCCAACUGGCAGAAGAGAAUGUUAAAUGUUUCUUUGAAGGUUCACGUCCGAAGGAAAUCAACACUCCGAGCAUGAAAGCCUGGCAGCAGAUCUCAUCCCUAUAUACUUUCAAUCCGAAGCACCCGUACUACAGCAUGCUGCACAAGCAUGUUCACAGAGAAGAGAAGAAUCAAAGUAUCAAAAGCUUAGAAGGAGAUGAGGUGGUUCAUGUUCUUGACUUUGUAGAUAAACAUAAUUUACACACCACUGAUGCGUUAUGA